Messenger RNA from Clupea harengus (Atlantic herring), 3187 nucleotides. Its product is annotated as sodium/potassium/calcium exchanger 1-like. Lineage: Eukaryota; Metazoa; Chordata; Actinopteri; Clupeiformes; Clupeidae. The record is from RefSeq and is a predicted model, not a curated record. Gene Ontology annotation, cellular component: plasma membrane. Gene Ontology annotation, biological process: calcium ion transmembrane transport; long-term synaptic depression; long-term synaptic potentiation. Gene Ontology annotation, molecular function: calcium channel activity; calcium, potassium:sodium antiporter activity.
GCUCCGUACACUGAGCAGCUACAAAUAGCCACUUGUUUGACUCAGUUUAUUGGAGUUGACAUGACAUUAAAAUGAUUGUUUGGAUUCCUAUUUUUAAGGCUUUUUUCGUUCUUUAACAUUCGGCAGGGUGAUUGGUUUUUGCCAGUUAUUUACUUCUUGCAAGCUAGAUGCAGCCUUUGUGUUUCACCAUAACCGUAUCUCUAUCGCUAGAGGAGAGAAAUAGGUGAUAUAUGCGCGCAUACAGGUAAGCCUCUUAAGAAUGUCAUGAUUAUUAGGCACCAGUAAGAACACUUGACAUGCAAUUGAAAUUGUAGAGCAUACAAGCCAUGGUCAGCGUACUGAUCAGUUUUCAACCUUACGAGUCAGUUUUCUUACGGAUCAUCAUUGCGAAUUAAACAAGAGUUAGUCGUUUCACUUAUAUCUCUACAAAUCCAGCACAAAAAAAUCAGAGAAAAGAUGGUCGAAAUCUUUUCGUAGAUCUUAAAUCGUAAUCUGUGACGUGGAGCAGUCUAUUUUCAAAUCAUUGAAGACGUAUAUGAAGAUUGUUUUGAUAGUUCAUAUAUGAAGGUAUGUGGAGAUGACCUGAAAGGGACCUGAUAAUCUGUACCUUGGCAUUAACCGAGUCAGGAGGGAUAAUUCAUAAGCCUUUGUAUUUCACUUCCGACGCGAGGCACAUUGUUUGACAGUGUAUUGUCAUAUUAAACGAAGAAAUCCUCCUGACUACACAGACAGCCGAGAGGCAAAGUAAUUGCAACGUGUAGUCAUAGCAACAGGUACUUGAGUCUCCUCUCUUUCGACAUUGAGAGACAUCUUCAACGUCAAUGCGGCUAUGUGCGUGUGCAUAUGAAAGGACUGUGCUCUGCGCGUUACAAUGAUUCGUCCUUCAUACAAGUUUUCACCGCUCCGUGUUCAACAGGUUGGUCACAAUGAGAAGGAUGUGCGGAGGAUGCGUCAAAACUCUGAGCGUGCUUGCACCGCUGGUCGUGUGCUAUAGGGACCGAGUGUGUUUCAGUCAUCUGUAGUGUUUUUGUCAUAUUGUAUCUGACAGCCUUGACUCAACCAUCUGAUAUUUGAAGGGAACAGGAGAAUGUAUUCAAAGGCAAGAAGCAGACUUAAGUGGGGGAGGACCGCUUGUCUUCUGUCUGGCGUCCUGAUGUGCUGCGUGUACCAGCUCUCCCCCAGACACCUGGAGACCGGAACGGCAGGUGAUGAGGAGCGCUUCCUCUCCCGGGAGUUGCGCUCCAAGCCCAGAAGGACAGACGCUCCUCCGAUACACACACCACCUCCUCCGCUCACAAACAGGACCAGAGACAUCACAAGGCAGUGCAUCUUUGUGGAGCCCCUGCCCAGGCCACCCACCACCCCUACUCCCACUGUGACCACCAUUCCCACCCCCAACCCCACCACACCCUUUGCCCCGCCGGGAGACGCCCCGCACAUGAAGGGGGCGUACCCCGAGGACUUGUUCACGGUGGAGGACCGGCGGAAGGGCUGGGUGCUGCUGCACAUUCUCGGCAUGAGCUACAUGUUCGUGGCGCUAGCCAUAGUGUGCGACGAGUUCUUCGUGCCGGCGCUUGGGGUCAUCACCGACAGGCUGGAGAUCUCAGACGAUGUGGCCGGGGCCACCUUCAUGGCCGCCGGCGGGUCGGCGCCGGAGCUGUUCACCUCGCUCAUCGGCGUAUUCAUCUCGCACAGCAACGUGGGUAUCGGCACCAUCGUGGGCUCGGCCGUGUUCAACAUCCUCUUCGUCAUCGGCAUGUGCGCGCUGUUUUCGCGCACCCUGCUACACCUCACCUGGUGGCCUCUCUUCCGGGACGUGUCCUUCUACAUCCUCAGCCUGCUGCUGCUUAUCGUCUUCUUCCUGGACAGCACCAUCCACUGGUGGGAGAGUGCGAUACUGCUGCUGGCCUACGUGGGCUACGUCACUUUCAUGAAGCACAACGAGGAGCUGGAGCUGAUGGUCAAGGAGCAGCUCAGGAAGCACCAAAGCAUCGUCACUGUCCUGGGAAUGGAGGAACCAGAGCCGGAGCCAGAGAAGGAAAGCGAGCCUGCAGUUGAAGAGACAAAACCUCCUGAGCCACUCCGAAAAGAGAGCCUCACUCUGAAGGUGAAGCCACAGGUGAAGCCAGCUUUGCAGCGUGGGGGAAGUUCAGCAUCACUGCAUAACACCACUAUGCGAAGCACUGUAUACCAGUUGAUGAUACACACCUUAAAUCCUCUAGAAGGGACCAGGAAGAGUCUGCUGCCCUCCGUCUCAGUGCAGGUGACCCCCCCGCCUGAGCCCUCCACCUCUCAACCCCCCAAACAGGAGGAUACGAAAGAGGGAGCAGAGAAAGAGAAGGAGGCUGAGGAUGCUGGUGAAUCAGAUGAUAGUGAUGAAGGUGACAGUGAUGAAGAUGAGGAUGACAGUGAUGAUGAUGACGACGACGAUGAUGAUGAUGAAGAAGAAGAGAACGAGGAUGAAGAGAAAGAAGAACCACUCUCCUUGGACUGGCCUGACUCCCAGCGUAAGCAGGUCACCUAUCUCCUCCUACUGCCCAUAGUGUUUCCCCUGUGGCUGACCAUACCUGAUGUACGCCGACCGGCAUCAAAGAAGUACUUUGCCGGUACAUUUUUGGGCUCCAUCAUGUGGAUUGGUAUAUUUUCUUACCUCACCGUGUGGUGGGCCCAUCAGGUGGGUGAGACCAUUGGCAUCUCGGAGGAGAUUAUGGGUCUGACCAUCCUGGCCGCAGGCACAUCUGUCCCUGACCUCAUCACCAGUGUGAUUGUAGCACGCAAGGGUCUGGGGGACAUGGCUGUGUCCAGCUCUGUGGGCUCCAACAUCUUUGAUAUCACUGUGGGUUUGCCAGUGCCCUGGUUGCUGUACUCGAUGUCUCACGGUGGCCAGGCAGUGCCUGUCAGCAGCAACGGCCUCUUCUGCGCCAUCGUGCUCCUCUUCCUCAUGCUGCUCUUCGUCAUCAUCUCCAUCACCGUGUGCCGCUGGAAGAUGAGCAAGCGCCUGGGCCUCAGCAUGUUCCUGCUCUACCUCCUCUUCCUGGUCCUGAGCGUGCUCCUCGAGAAGCGCAUCAUCCUCUGCCCCGUCACUAUCUGACUGCACCAGGAGUCAUCAGGAGUCUGUCCACGAAAUAUGCUUCUGGAAGUGAACCGAGUGGGCCGAAAUGAGGACGUCUCAUUGGCCAGCCGUUAG